GUUCCGACCUGUCAAUCAAAUCUUUUCUAUCAGCCAAUCAGAUCGUUACGCAUAAUUAGGCGCAGUGACACUUCGAUCGGCGGCCAUGUUGUCCCACAAAUAAACAUGUGGGAAGUCUGUUAGGCACAUCAAACUUUCGGGCGAAAUGGUUCUGCGAUGCGCUUGGGGGACAUGUAAUGUCGAUGAGAGGUACCCGGAGAGGCUAAAGAAUGGAGUAAAGUUGAUUUUGUUCCCCAAACCUAAGACUAAUUUAGAAAAAUGCCUCCGUUGGAUCAAAGCAUGCGGGCGCCCACACGACCAGCUGAACGUCCAGCGUAUAAAUAAACACAAAGCAGUAUGCUCAAAGCAUUUUGUUGGAGGUGAUGGACCAACUGAGCAGUUUCCAGAUCCUAUACCAGCUGAUGGCUCAGUUCUACGACCAACAAGACCACCUCUUAAACGGACUUCUUCUGAAAAUCAAACAGUGUCGACAAAAAAGAGAAUUCUAAGUAAGGUGGAUGGAGAAGGCAGUGUGAAUACAAUUCCAACUGAGGAUGAAGCUCCAAACAAAAAAAACAAUGGCAGCAACAUAGCUGUACAAACAGAAGAACCUUGGGUUUCUGGGAUGGAUAUGUUUGCAAUGGCUACAAAACUACACGUGUUAAAAGAAAAAGAGAAGCAGUAUAAAGAGACCAUCAGCAAACUGGAAACAGAAAUAAAAGAGCUUAAAGAUCAACAGAAAUCUGAAAAUCAGAAGCCAACAUUUGGAGUUGAUGAAGUACUCAGAAGACAGGAAAAGUUAAAAAAUGUAUUCAAAUAUUACACUGGGAUCACCUAUAUUAGAUUUGCAGGUCUUCUGGCAUUUUUGGUACCUGCUGGAUCCUCGAUAAAUUAUGAAAAGGGUCGAAAAGACAUCAGGAAAUUGUCAAUGCAAGAUGGACUGUUUUUAACUUUAUGUAGAUUGAGACAUAAUUUUGGUCUAAAAGAUCUAUCAGUAAGGUUUAAACUAUCACUACAGUCAUCAGGAAUUGUAUUCAAUACUUGGAUUUCACAUAUGUACUUUAAGUUGGGGCAACUUUGUAUUUGGCCACAUCGUGAUAUUAUUAUUAAUAACAUGCCAAAAGAUUUUAAACAUGAUUACCCCACAACUUUGAUUAUAAUUGAAGAAACUGAAUUUAGAACACAAGCACCAUGUGCACUUGGUUUGCAAAGUCAACUUUACAGUGAUUAUAAAUCAAGCACUACUUUAAAGGCAUUAAUUGGUUGUGAUCCAAAUGGUUCUGUGAUUUUUGCAUCUGAAUUGUUUACAGGAUGUAUUUCAGAUAAACAAAUUUGUGAACAGUCUGGGUUUUAUGAUGUUCUUGAAACACUGCAGUCAAAGGGUUAUGUUAAAGAAGGCGAUGCUAUAAUGGCUGAUAAAGGUUUUACUAUUAAGGAAGAAUUAAGUAAACUUAAUUUGCUGCUGAACAUUCCGCCAAUGGCUUCAUCAACAUCUCAAAUGUCGGUUUCAGAUACUAUUCUUACUGAAAAAAUUGCAAAACAUAGAGUACACAUUGAAAGACUUAUUGCUAAAGUUAAAACCUACAAGAUACUAUCUGUGCGCAUCCCAACAUCAUUGUUUAAAAAUAUUAACAAAAUCUGGUCUGUAUGUUGUCAUUUGACACUUUUUCAUGAUGUGUUUGUAACAGACAGUAAACAUAGUAAAUAGUCUACUUUAUUCUGAGUUAGACAUGUCAGUUGUAGUGACACAUAUCAUUGACUUUGACAUUCAGCAUUGUGAUGUGGAUAAUUUAUAUACUGUAUUUUUCAAUUAUUAGCAAAAUGAAAUUUUCCAAACUGCAUUUAUAUCUUACUUAAUAUUAACUGUGGUUAUUGUAUACAUGUACCUGAUAUGACAAUAUUGAGCCUAUCUGCACAUCACCAAGGGGGGUGUUUACUAAUGAGUGAUCUGCAGACACAGUAUAUUCCAGAGGGGUUCCUUUUAAUGAACUCAACUGCAGUAUGUCAUUUUUGGACACUUUGGGUAGACUGAUAUGAAAUAAAUGGUGUAUGAAUUAAUAUUUUUUCAAGUUGUGAUUUUUUUGUUAAUAUUAUUAUUAUGACUGAUCAAUUUAAAAAAACUGAACUUAUAUUUAUAGGAAAUUGUA
This is a messenger RNA of Saccostrea cuccullata (small rock oyster), 2126 nucleotides long. RefSeq lists its product as uncharacterized. The record is from RefSeq and is a predicted model, not a curated record. The coding region runs from base 146 to 1687 and encodes 513 amino acids. Lineage: Eukaryota; Metazoa; Mollusca; Bivalvia; Ostreida; Ostreidae. The transcript is spliced from 4 exons.